This is a messenger RNA of Carassius gibelio (silver crucian carp), 9541 nucleotides long. Its product is annotated as AF4/FMR2 family member 2. The transcript is spliced from 21 exons. Gene Ontology annotation, biological process: regulation of RNA splicing. Bases 260 to 4072 code for a protein of 1270 amino acids. Lineage: Eukaryota; Metazoa; Chordata; Actinopteri; Cypriniformes; Cyprinidae. Gene Ontology annotation, molecular function: G-quadruplex RNA binding. The record is from RefSeq and is a predicted model, not a curated record. Gene Ontology annotation, cellular component: nucleus; nuclear speck.
AAAUGGCUUCACAGGUGAUGUUCACCUCACAGGUGAUGUGUGCUGGACACAGGUGGAGCUGCUCUGGUUCAAAGUGCUGCGCCGGUCUUUUCAGAACGAGUGACCGCCUCCAGCGAGCCCUGACUCCGCCUUCCUCAGGGCUGCGUGUCGCUGAGCGGAGAGAGGCAGCGGCAGUGCGAGCUGCGCCGCGCGUCAGUGAGGGAGACAGACGGAGUUCCUGCAUAUGCGGCCACCGGCAUCUCACUGAAACACACUGAACAUGGACCUAUUCGAGUUUGACUUCUUCAGGGACUGGGAGCUGGAGCAACAGUGUCAUUACGAGCAGGACCGCUCGGCGCUGAAGAAGAAGGAAUGGGAGCGAAGGACACAGGAAGUGCAGCAAGAUGAAGACUUGUUCUCUUCUGGAUUUAAUCUGUUUGGUGAGCCGUACAAGACUAACAAAGGAGAUGCCCUGGCCAACCGGGUCCAAAACACACUUGGAAAUUACGAUGAAAUGAAGGAGCUCCUGACUAGCCAUUCCAACCAGAGUCAACUUGUCGGCAUUCCUAAGAACUCCGUUCCUCAGACUCCAGUGGAGAAACCCGACCAGCCAGGCUUUUUCCCUGAGGCUCAGCGGAGCCGAGCCACCCCAUCCCAACCUGGAAGUCACAGCAUAUCCAUGCCCCCACCCCCUGCCAACACCAUGCCGGGCUCUAGUGUUGUACAUGGACCUCAAGGCAAAAAGUCACGCUCAUCAGAAUGGUCCCGAGGGGGUCACGGUUCAAGUGGUGCCCAGACCGCUCAACCGGUCAGCCGGGGGAAGCACUCCAGUCAUGAGCAGACCUCUAGUAGACAUGAUCAGGACCAUGAGGACUCAAGUCCAAAUCCUAGUGGACCUACAACUUCAUCUCACUCCAACAGGAAGCAGGCACAGUCUGGCCAAGGACCAGCCACAGCCGAGCUUGGCCUUGGAAAGUCUCCUGCUGAGCAGGACCUGUGCUCCCAUGGAUCAAACUCACCAAUGGCUUCUACGUCCCUGCUCCCUAGCGGCCUCUCGACGCCAACAUUCCCCCAAGGCCUCCACUGCAAGCCCAGCAGUGCUGUGCAGCAGAAACCCACUGCCUAUGUCAGGCCCAUGGACGGCCAAGACCAGGUCCCCAAUGAUUCCCCAGAACUCAAACCCCCUGUGGAGCUGGUGGAAGGGUACAACAGUGUGCCAUUUGGAGGUCUGCUGGAUACCAAAAGCAGUAUGGCUGGGAGCAAGGGCAAAAUUCCUAAGCUGACACUGCCACAAUCCGGAGAGGUCAGCCUGUCCAACGACUCCAGCUGUGUGGAGGAAAUUCUGCGGGAGAUGACCCACUCCUGGCCUCCACCUCUCACUGCCAUCCACACACCAGGCAAAGCUGAACAAACCAAGUUUCCCAUCCCUUCAAAGGAUUCCCAGCAUGUGACCUCAGGAUACAACGGAAAACGCUGCAAUGUUUCCAGUAACAAGCCUGCAACCAAGUCAGUACCACAGAAGUCAAUGCUUGAGGAUGACCUGAAAAUCAGCAGUGAUGAAGAGGACACUGAACAGGCCGCUGAGAAGCCCAAGCCCAGGAGCGCUCCUCUCAACCUCCCUGGAACCACACCGCGGACCAGUGAACCGACCGGUCACUCCAGUGGCGCCUCGGGCAGUUCCAGUGAAUCGGAGAGCAGCUCGGAAUCCGACUCGGACAGCGAGAGCAGUUCCAGUGACAGUGAGUGCAACCGAGCGUCCCGUGCUGCCACACCAGAGCCUGAACCACCAUCAACAAACAAGUGGCAACUAGAUAAGUGGCUAAACAAAGUUAAUCCUCACAAUAAAGCACUAAUUAACACCCAGUCAGACAGUCAUGGGCUUAACAGCUCUCAACCCAAUGAAAGUCAAUCCUCAGAGAACCAGAGCUCCAGCAAGAGCAAGCCCAGCACAACACUGGCACCAGCAGACCCCAAGGAGAGGACUUUGCUCAGUCCUAUACGAGAGAAAGCCAAACCCAAGACUGGUCAGAAGGCUCCAGACAGCAAAAGCACCAAGGUGAAAUCACCAGCCUCAGUGGAGCUAGCUCCCCCGAGGAGAAGCACUGGAAAGAAGCAGCCCAAAAAGGUGGAGCGAUCUUCCAGUAGUGAGGAGCACAACUGGCCAAGACCAGGAAACUCAAGUUCUACGCCGAAAGAGAAAGAGCCCCCACCUUUAGAGCCGCCAAAACCUAGAGGCAAGGGCCCUGCGGUCAAGACGGCUCCACGAAAAGAACCUCGGACCACCACAACAAACACUGCACCAACGAAUAUCACACCAGUUCUGGAUAAAAAGAAGCACAGAGGACCCAACAAGAUCAUCCCCAAGUCUAAGGAGUUCAUCGAGACAGAGUCUUCAUCAUCCGAGUGUCAUUCGGAGCCUGAAGAGCUCACCAAGGUUCAGCUUCCCUGUCCUGGUCUCAACACCCUAAGCCUAAAAUCCAAGGAUUGCAACAGCAAUAUCCUGAAUGUUAGUAGCCUUACCAGCACAAGCAGCACCUCUAUUCCUGAUCCAGGUGCCUCGGAUCUCCUUGAAGAGCCCCUCUUUUCUCCCAUCCCCAUUGUACAAAAUGAACUUUUGUCCCCACUUAGAGACUUUGAGGACAUCAAGUCCCUUUGGGUUAAGAUUGAACUCAGCUUCCUGUCACGGAUCCCAGGGCAAGAUGCCCCGGAGCCUCCCACAACCAAGGCCGAGUGUCGGGAGGUCAGUGUCAAGCACAGACGACAACAGUCUCCUGCCUCCAUCCCUGCAGAAAAGAACCCUAGUAAAUCCAAGAGGAAACACAAGGCAAAGCACUGUGACGUGAUGAGUGGAGGCAAGAAGCUUCGUAUGGACAAAGACGCACUGCUGCUUCCUCCGUGUAUCUCUCCCGUACAUAACCACAAGGUCUCCAGCACAAAAGAUUCAUUGAAGAAGCAGCCUCGCAAGCGGGUGGAUAAGCUGUUACCGCCUCUACUGUCGCCGCUGUCCGAUGAGCCAGUGGGCCGCCCACGGAGGAGCAGUGAAUGCAGCUCCAUCAGUCAGGAGGGAAACUCCUCCACUGUCCCAAACACCCUCCCCUCCACCCGCACAAUACCUACCUCCACCUCUUCAUCAUCGUCCUCAUCACACAAACACCGCAAAGGAGCGAACAAAUCCUUCUGCCAUUCCAAGACCAGCACUGAGGAAGACAGUCACAGCAAGCCGUCCAGUGGUUUUCACGGCAAUGGUCAGUCAGAGCCAGACCUCUGGUCAAACCCUUCAACCCUGUCCGUGGAGCACAUGGAGCCCAGGAGACCUAAACUCACAUUUAAUAACACUGUUCACAAUGCAGAUUACUACAUGCAGGAAGCCAAGAAGUUGAAACAUAAGGCAGAUGCUUUGAUGGACAAGUUCGGCAAAGCUGUAAAUUAUGCCGACGGAGCACUCUCGUUCAUCGAAUGCGGGAACGCCAUGGAACGAGACCCAUUGGAGGCAAAGUCACCAUACACAAUGUAUUCAGAAACCGUAGAGCUCAUCAGGUACGCAAUGAGAUUAAAGAACUUCACAAAUCAUUCUGCCACAAUAGCUGAGAAGAAGCUCGCUGUACUGUGCAAUCGUUGCUUGUCACUUUUGUACUUGCGAAUGUUCAAGCUGAAGAAAGAUCAUGCGAUGAAGUAUUCCCGCUCACUAAUGGAGUAUUUUAAGAAUUCUGCAAAAAGUUCCCAAGCACCUUCGCCGUGGGGAGCCAAUGGAAAGAGCACAGGUACCCCGUCUCCCAUGUCCCUGAGUUCAUCUCCUGUCAGUUCGGUCAGCAGCGGCGCUGGAGUGAUGGGCUCUUCCUCGGCUUCUGGAAGUGUGGCCAUUCCCCAACGCAUCCACCACAUGGCAGCAAGUCAUGUCAACAUCACCAACAACAUCCUGCGCAGCUAUGAACACUGGGAAACUGCUGACAAGCUGGCCCAGGAAAGUCAAGAGUUCUUUCUGGAGCUGGACUCAGUAAUGGAACCGUUGACGCAGCACAGCAGCAUGACAGAACUGGUGCGCUACAUACGCCAAGGACUGCACUGGCUUCGGCUGGAAGCCCAUUUAUUAUAGUGCUGGCUCUUCCACUGUGCUCUUCCUUUCUCUGUCUUUCUCUGUCUCACUCUCUUUCCCACCGUUCAUCACUACCUCCACCAUCUUUGCCAUCUACAGCCCUACAGAACCCUGAGGGAAGUCGGCAGUUAACCACUAGCGAGCCUCAGAACUGUGAGUUAUUCCCUGGAGGGUGCCAUGUCCUCGGUCCAGCUUGAUUCCUGUAAGAGUGCGUCAAGAAAAACUGGGGAUGCCGUAGAAGGACGGAGCACUGCUGCAUCCCAUCACAGCACUACGGGAGGCCAAAUUUAUGCAUCUGUUACAAGAACAGGAUCUGUGAUGGUAGCAGUGGGCAAGUUAACAAUGUUGUUGAACAAAAAUCCAACUAGGAACCACUGUGAUGUAGGCCAGGUGAAUCUAAUUCACUUUGUAUGGUAUGGAUGAGCCAGAAACACACUUCACGCAAGUACGCAAAGACAUGCAUGAAUGCGUAAUAAAUUAAAAUUCAAAUGAAAUCUUUAACAAAACUAGAUGAUCAUCAAACUGUUACUUCACUACAACAAUAGUUAAACCAUAAGAAAAGUUUCCAGUCCUUGUGCUGGACUGGACGUGUUUGGUUUACUCUAAUAGCUGCUAUAUCGCCCCCGAUGGCAUCGCUGAGAAUACACACACUGGCGGUUGAACUAUGAAUUGCACAGCUUGAAAUCCAACUCGCGACAAAUGAAAUCCAACUCAUGUAGCUGAUGUUCACGUACUUGCGUUGAGUAUUUUUUAGGCCUUACCACUGCGAUACACUGAGAUAAUGUUCCUGUAGCUCAAGCGGUAGAGCAUUGCGUUAACAAGUGCAAGGUUGUGGGUUCGAUUCCCAGGGAACACAUGAUAGGUAAAAACUGUUAGCCUGAAUGCACUGUAAGUCGCUUUGGAUAAAAGCGUCUGCUAAAUGCAUAAAACUACACAGGAAUUAGAGUGCAGAUAAACGAGCUGUUAACAAUGCAUUCAUCUCAAAUGCAUAUCUGGAGAUUCACACGUAUCCGUUUGAAAUAGUGCUUAUCUGUCAAGGCUUUUGUGAUGACAGUAAGGGAUGGGUACGGUAGUCAUCAAUUCUCUCCAACGUCACCAUCUUUCUGUUUUACUGUGGCACCAUGACAGCUGGCGUCAGUGCGAGCAGUGUGAAAGACUCCUUGGCUUCGCUCCAAAGCUGCGUUCUCUGAGACAGGCUUCACGUCUUGUGUUCACAGCGUCAGAGGCUGAUGGGAGAUUUCCCUUAUACAUAUGCACAUAUGACAGAUUGAAAUCUUCUGAAGGAGUUAUCAGAGAAUCUUUAAGAUUUCUUUCCAAUAUGUACCAUAAUGACUGUGUUGUACAUGACAGCUACUUUAACUGUUCAGUGUUUGUUCGAUCUUGCAUGUUAAUGCAGAGAGGUAGAGGUAGGACUGAGAGACAUCAGCGUAUUUCACAAGCACUAGGAAGAAUCAUUGGGUUUUGUCCAGUUUUUUUCGGUUGAUUCCAGCAUCUUUAAGGCUGGCUUGAUAACAUUUCACAUUAAGUUGUUAUCUAUAGAGUUUAUUAAUGCUUGUACUUCAACAUUACAUUUUUCUAUCUCCAGAGACACUUCCAAACAAGCUAGGUCGGAAUUUGGGGCCUAAACAAUUGCAUCAUGUGAUCAAAUCACAAACCUUUUUUAAUCAAAUUAUAACUUUCCAUGCAUAAACUCUCCGGAGGAAUUUAAUGUCAAAUAUGAUGUGAAAUUGUUGAUAACCUAUCAGUGAGAUACAAACUGUUUCUUCUUGCUGUUCUGUUCAUAAAUGUGUGUGUUUGUGUGUGUGUGUGUGUGUGUGUGUGUGUGUGUGUGGAGCAGAUUUUCAUUGGCAGGGUGUUCAUUGUAUUGUAAAGCUUCAUAUAUCUGUCAGUUUAUCACUUGAAUGUCAGAAUGUGAGCGAGAGAUGGGAUGUAUGUGUGAAACAGACAUUUCACUAAGAUUAUUCAAAGUGCCUGCGUAUCCAAUGGAAAUUUAUUAGAGUCUAUAUUUAAGGAUGACAAUGGAUCUGAAUGAUUUUCCAUACCAUAUUGGUAUAUCCGAUUUUUCUGUUUUCAUAACAUGAUUAUUUAUUUAUUAUCUUUGUAAAAACGGCGGUUGUGAAACCUGUUUUGCGCUUUAAUGUUCAAGUACAUUUCAAAUUUUCAUUUUCUGCUCUGAUGAUGAUAGAAAAUGACUUAAAAGUGAAUGACGUCUAAGUGCAUUUGAAUUCUUUUAUGUAUUGUACAGCUAAAUACACAGCAUACACAUUUCUCAUUACCUCCUUCAUGGAUGUUUCCUGGGCAACUUUCACAUAAUAUAGUAAGAAAUGCUUACUGUCCAAUAAUGGUUUGUAGUGCAAUACUAAAUGUAGCACACAAAUAGCAAUACGUCAGGAUGAAGUAUACAAAACAUCUUACAACAAAAUUAAUUAGAGCGCAAAAGUAAGUCAGAGCAAGUUUUUUUUUUUUUUUUUAAAGACUUUAUUCACUUCAUGGACUUCCUUUGAUGCGAGGCAAAAGUAUCAUUAUGCAAAUAGUGAAAUGUUCCUUCCCAAUAUUACCAGCUGUUUUCUUACUUCUAUAAAGUGGCUUUCUAAAAUGUGUAUGGUUUCUGGUGCAUCUGUUGCUGUGUUUGUUUGAGUUAUGCCAGUCUGGCAAAGAAAUCUGUGGCCCUCUGGCAUUUCAUCAAAAACCAGCAGCACUGACUCACUCUAGAAGUGAAGUAAACAACCUGCUCUGCCUAUUAGAUGCACCUCUAAUGCCCCCAGUUUGUCUUGCAAUGAAAAACAACAGUUGUAUUCAUUCUUGGACUUUUUACUCACUUUAUAUCCUCUUCCUGAUUUUGGAAUCAAGCAAGUGGAGAAAUCAAUUUGGCCCAAUACUGCGUUAAAACCUGUUAACAUUUUUUUUUUUUUUUUUUUUUUUUGAUUUAUUACAUUGUUACAAAUUAGUUACUACACUGUAAUAAGGCAAAAUCCCAAAGAUGUAAUUAUUAAUUAUUAAUAGUAGGGAACAUUACCAAUAUGGCAGUUUACACAGAAUUCACUUCUUAUUUGAAAGUUUAAACUACAUUAAUAUAAAUAUCUUUUUUAGUUUUUUGCAUAAAAAGCCGGAUGUUUAAUUGAGAAUCAGUGUUAAAUAUUUAAUUUAAAUAAGGGGCAUUGAACAAAUACUGACCAAACCAGGACAAAUAAAUAUUUAUUGUAAUCAUGUAUUCUAGGAUAUAUACUAAAAGUAAAAAUGUUUUGGAUUUACACCAUUUUAUGAUGAAUAAUGGUCGGAAUAUCUAUACAUAGUUUUGUUGCAAUCAGAAAUCACAUUCGUAGAGCCUAAAUCAUCAAGGAUGUCCAUAAAAGUGCCACAAAAAUCAUGUUUUAUCUCAAUACUGGGACACAUAACAUGCUUUUGCGAGGGAUUAUAUCUAUAUGAUGUUUCUCAUACUGACUUUGGUAAUGUGUAAUUCAAAUUAAUUUAGGACCUCAUGGUGUCAUACUAAUUUUAAAACAAACAUUUGAAACUGUCUGAGAAACAUAUUGAUUAUAUCAGUUAAUAAGGGCCACAAACUCAGCUAUGUGUUGCAGAAACAUACUUUGAUUUCAUCAUGUAGCGUUUCCAUUUGCUGCCGAACCAUUCAUACCUCUGCUUUAACAAAGCUUGAAGGUGUUUGCUUUUUAAAUAAUCACAAUGUAUUAGCAAUUACCCGGCGUCGUUCUGGGGUAGCAUAAGGUCGCUUUGAUUCUUUGUGCUUCUGAAUGAGCUCUACAAUGACGAAAAAGCCUAUCAGGAAGAACAAUCUCCAAUUAAAGCAGGCUCAGCUGGAGGCUUUCUAUUUGCUCUGCAAAUUAAACAUGUAAAUAGCUCUUUUGUUACCGUAAAACACCACAUCAUGUUGUCAGUUAAAGAUCUUCCAUUUCCCACGCUGAUUAACAGGCGGCAUGUACCAUGAUACAUUUAAAGGACUGACAUUGGCGCUUAUAAACAAAAUGCAUAAAAAAAUCUUGAUUUGUAUUAAACUUGAGUGCUUCUCUGAUUAAAACGUAUGAGUAUUUUGCUAUAACAUAAGUUUAAUGAUUCCAUUUAUUGCCUACAAACCAUAAAAAUGUCAUUGUAUUUAAAUGAACGUGUUACCAAGUCAGUUUCUAACUUCAUCAGAGAUUUCGUUUUAAAAUACCUUGUUGCAAAUGCCUUGUUACUAAUGUAAACUGUAGAGAAUCAAAGAACAGUUAUUUACAGUCUUGUUUGAACUUUCUCUGUACAGUAUUAGGUUGUGCACCAUGAUUUGUCUUUUUGAGAUUGUAAUCACAUCAAGGUGUUGCAUUUGACCCUAAAACACAUCCACAGCUUUGAAUCUAUGAAGAUAUGCAACAUCUCUCAUUGCUUCCAUGUCAUUUGAGUCUGCCUUUCUGCUACGUUCUACAUUUUCAGUUAAAUCACCAACUGGAGAAUCUUAUUGUUGGAUUUUUUAACCAGAGUGUACAAAUGGGUAACACUACAAUGGGUUUAAUACAGAAGAAAGGUAUUUACACAACAAGGCAAUAUUUACUUAAAGUGGAUCGUUGGAAGCCAUUGAAAUAACCAAAUGAAAGGCAAUGUAUUUGAGUAUAUUGGUGGCAUAGUAUGUUUGAAAAGAUGUAUAUACCAGAGCUUGUUGGGGUCACUACUGGCAAAAUCUAAAACUGAAAUUGGUGCAAUGUCCCAAAGAGCAGUUAAUCUCGAUUUAGCCUUAUGGGAAAUGAUAGCAUUUCCUUUCUUUGUGGUUUCAGAAAUGCAGCCAUCAUACUGUUAUUUAAGGAAAGUUUCAAGGUUUCAUUUUGAUAAAAUAUGCAAACUGAUUUAUGUGAAGAAAAAAAAAACUUAACGACAAAGAAAACAAGUUUCUUACGAGUUUUAAUGCAGCAUGACUUUCUACAAGUUACUGUCAAAAUCAAGGUUGCGUUUAAUUAAUACUCGAUUUCCAAGACGUCAGUAUUGUUAUAUGUUGUAGACAUAUUUAAACCUGUGAGAAAGCAGUUCUGUGAAACUUGCGCUUUAUAGAAAUGCCUCAAUGCUACCUAUUGCCUAAAAGGAUUGUUGGUUUGACGUCAUGAAAAGCGGGAUUUCUACUUCAAGUAAAGAGCCUUUAUCUUACAAAGGUACUGGCUGUUGGCGAAGUUGUACACAUUACUUGCAAUGACAGAAGAUUUCAAUGUUCUGGCAUGCUGUAGUAUUUAGGUUUUGUUUUGUUUGUUUGUUUGUUUUUUUGUACAGAGCAGGUAACCUGCAGUGCUUUGAAUUUAUACAUUGUAUAGUUGUACGAAUUCAUUUUAAUAUGCGUUAUGUAUCAAAAACCUUCCUGCCUGGUUAGCUUUGUAUUUUUGAUGUGUUGCACAAGUCCAGCGUUUGUUUUUUGUUUGUUUUUUUCUUCUUCUUUUUUUUUUGGCUAUUGUAUGUUUAUUUUAUAAUAAAACUGUCAAACGUUAUGAACAAAACUAA